Messenger RNA from Megalops cyprinoides (Indo-Pacific tarpon), 1810 nucleotides. RefSeq names its product transmembrane and coiled-coil domain family 1a (gene tmcc1a). Lineage: Eukaryota; Metazoa; Chordata; Actinopteri; Elopiformes; Megalopidae. The record is from RefSeq and is a predicted model, not a curated record. The transcript has 4 exons. Gene Ontology annotation, cellular component: endomembrane system. Bases 362 to 1789 code for a protein of 475 amino acids.
CCUGCCUUGUCUGUGUGCGCUGGAAACCAUGCUGUGCUGCUGGGCGGUAGCAGCGAGCACCUCUCGGACAGCUGAAGGGGGAGGAGAUCGUCUCCUUGCGCACUGCGAGCUGGAGACAGUGCUGUGCGCGCCGGCCAACGGCGGCAGUUGAAAUCGCGCCACGUUUGUGGGACAGGACAGCCGAGUGCCGACUCUCUCUCUUUUUUUUUUUCCUUGCUGUGCCGUGGUUGUGUUUGCUGGAUUCAUGUGCUUACUGCCGUCAUGUAGCCUCCUCCGCUCCUCCACCCGUCUCCCAGCAUCUCUCCUGCCUGUCGGAGCAGGCUCUGGGUUUUUGGAGAGGAGAGCCUGAACAGCCGGGAGAAUGGUGCAGCGCUUCAGCCUCCGCAGGCAGUACUCCAAGAUCGAGCGGCUGGAGGUCAGUGGCCUGGCGCAGACGUCCAACGCGGUAGCCUGCAGCGCCGAUGGCUCCUACCCCGUGGACGUGGUGGACAGCACGCCGGACCCGCAGCGCACCAAGCAGGCCAUCACGCAGCUGCAGCAGAAGAUCCUCAGGCUGACGGAGCAGAUCAAGAUCGAGCAGACGGCGCGCGACGACAACGUGGCCGAGUACCUGAAGCUGGCCAACAACGCCGACAAGCAGCAGAGCGCCCGCAUCAAGCAGGUCUUCGAGAAGAAGAACCAGAAGUCGGCGCAGACCAUCCAGCAGCUGCAGCGGAAGCUGGAGCACUACCACCGCAAGCUGCGGGAGGUGGAGCACAACGGCAUCCCCCGUCAGCCCAAGGACGUCUUCCGGGACAUGCACCAGGGCCUGAAGGACGUGGGCGCCAAGGUGACGGGCUUCAGCGAGGGCGUGGUGGACAGCGUGAAGGGCGGCCUUUCCAGCUUCUCCCAGGCGACACACUCGGCCGCGGGGGCGGUGGUCUCCAAGCCCAGGGAGAUCGCCUCGCUGAUCCGGAACAAGUUCGGCAGCGCCGACAACAUCUCAGGCCUGAAGGACUCCCUGGAUGAGUCUCAGGGCGAGGAGGGGGGCGCCCGGCCCCUGGGUGUAGGCAGCCACCUGCAGUCCAGCCCCAAGUACGGCAGCGAGGAUGACUGCUCGAGCGCCACCUCGGGCUCCGCGGGGGCCAACAGCACCACCGGCGCCCCCGGGGGCCCCCCCAGCUCCAAGGCCAACGCUUUGGACACCCUGCAGAGCUCAGGCUUGGACGCACUCUUCCACGAGAUUCAGGAGAUCCGUGAGAACCAGAGCCGGCUGGAAGAGUCCUUCGAGAACCUCAAAACGCACUACCAGAAGGACAAUACCUUAAUCAUGGAGGCCCUGCAGGAAGAGCGCUACAGGUGUGAGCGCCUGGAGGAGCAGCUCAACGACCUGACGGAGCUCCACCAGAACGAGAUCCUCAACCUGAAGCAGGAGCUGGCCAGCAUGGAGGAGAAGAUCGCCUACCAGUCCUACGAGCGGGCACGGGACAUCCAGGAGGCGCUGGAGGCCUGUCAGACGCGCAUCUCCAAGAUGGAGCUGCAGCAGCAGCAGCAGCAGGUGGUCCAGCUGGAGGGCCUGGAGAAUGCCACGGCGCGUACCCUGCUGGGCAAGCUCAUCAAUGUGCUGCUGGCCGUCAUGGCCGUGCUGCUGGUCUUCGUCUCCACCGUGGCCAACUGCGUGGUGCCCCUCAUGAAGACGCGCAACCGGACUUUUAGCACUUUCUUCCUGGUGGUGAUGCUGGCGUUCCUAUGGAAAAACUGGGACGCCAUCUCGGGAUACAUGGACCGCUUCCUACAGUCCCCCAGAUAACCGCCACAGGACAAAUCAGGU